Sphenostylis stenocarpa is the source of this 369-nucleotide messenger RNA. Lineage: Eukaryota; Viridiplantae; Streptophyta; Magnoliopsida; Fabales; Fabaceae. The record is from the annotation of a GenBank genome assembly.
AUGGGAAGCACAUGGGCCGCUGGCGGUGCGAUGAGGAGGGACUCCUGUAGGGGCUCAUCCCGGUGGCUGGUAGUGGUGGCUCGUGGUGGUUGUGAUUGGGGGGAUGCGAACGGGGCGAGGGAGUUGGGAAAAGAUGAGCGGGGGGAGGGGGGGCUGGCUCUAGUGGUGACGGUGGCAACAGCAGUGGAAAAAAAUUGUGUGGAGGUGAUGAAAGGAGAAGUGAAUGGAAGAGAGGAAGAGUGGAUUUGGGAAAGAUCUAGGCCAGAGGAGAAGAGGAGGUUAAUGGCAGGGGUGACAGGGUCUGCCAAAGGAGAAGAGAAAAGGGUAUUUUGCUGCCACGGGUCUGCAAAGUUUAGGGUAGCUCUCUAA